AUGGCGUCCGCAGUCGCGGAUCUGGAGGUCGGCCUCCAGGCAAUGCUCAACCUAAAGCCACCAGGCGUUUCCGGAUCUCGCAUCACCAGCCUGACUUCGCUCUGCGUGUCCAACAUCCAGUCCGAAUCGGUUCUCAUCCAAAAGAUCUACACACACUUCAAGAAGGCUCCAGGAACACACAAGUUGGGGGUACUCUACGUCGUAGACUCUGUAACCCGGAAAUGGCUCGAACAGGCCAAGGCUCAGGCACAGGCAAUAAACAGCUCUGCCCAGGAUGGAACCUAUGCCGCUGGUGUCCAUCGAGUGACGGAACUCAUGCCCGUUUUGAUGAAUGACAUUCUGCAAACCGCCCCGGAGGAACAAAAGGAAAAGAUUAAGAAGCUUCUUGAUAUCUGGGAGAAGGGACAGACGUUCCCCAUGCCAAUGAUUGAGUCUUUCAAGGAAAAGCUCAAUGCACCACCACAGAACGAAUCGACGACUCCCCCCGGUAGCCCACCUCCAAGUGUGCUGGCCUCAUUCCAGGGCCACUCGACUGCUCCUCCAGCUGCCCCAGCUCUCCCAGCCCCCAAUGGUUCUUCCAUCCUGGAGGCUCUGGCUAAUAUUGCACGACAAAACACCAGUGCUCCCCCAGCCAGCGCUCCCCUUCCCGCCCCUACGGCAUCGUAUAGUCUGCCGGCUUCUGGGCCGCCGCAGCCAGUAUCAUCGGCUCUUCCGCCCGUGUCGUAUCCCCCGACCUCGCAGCCUGUGAAUGUGCCGUCUCUUCCUUUCGGCCUCCCGCAGAUGCCGGGCCACAGUGCCCUUCCAGGUGUUCUACCUAACAAUGCGAGUAAUCCGGCCAACCCAGUUGGCGGGGCCGUGCCCGGGGCGCCCAUUCCCGGUGCUUCGGCCCCUGGCCUAGGCCUUGAUCCCAACACCCAGCAGCAGAUUCUCUUGAUCAAGGCGCUGGCUGAUCAAGGCGUUCCGUUUGAUAAGAUUCCCGCCCUGAUCCAGAGCAUGACCUCGGGAGCGGCUCCGGGAGCGGCUUCUCCGGGCCAGCAGCAUCUCCCUCUACCCCAGAACUCUCAUGUUCCUGGUCAACCUGCAUGGGGUGGCCCGUUGGGGAAGCCAGAUGAAUCACGUGACCGAGACUAUGCCCAUGUAAGAUCUCCUCCAAGAUAUCAUGGACGAUCUCGAUCAAGAUCUCCAGACCGUGGCUGGGCUGCCCGAGGCUCGCCUCGCAAUGGACGUGAUCGGAUGGAGUAUGGACAUGAGUCGCCCAACCGCGGCCGUCACGAUGACCGACGCGGAGGCGACUACCGCCAGCGAAGCCCUCCCGGACGCCGUGGCCGAAGCCCAAGCCCGCCUCAUGACCAUAGCCAGGGCGAGAAGUGGAUUGAGUUCGAUCCGACUCUUCCAUCUGGACACAUCAAGGUGUACAGUCGAACCCUGUUCGUGGGUGGAGUAAACUGCCCCGAGAGCGAAUUGCGCGGCAUCUUUAGCCGCUUUGGCACCGUGCAAACCUGCAUCGUCAACAAGGAGAAGCGACAUGCCUUUGUCAAGAUGCUCACACGGCGUGAUGCCGAGAGUGCCAAGGAGGGCACCGAGGAGUCAAGAAACCAGACCCUGCUUCUUCGUACUCGCUGGGGUGUUGGUUUUGGUCCCCGAGACUGCAGUGACUACUCGACGGGUAUUAGCAUUAUCCCCAUCCACAAGCUCACCGAGGCCGAUCGCAAGUGGAUGUUGACAGCCCCCUUUGGCGGCAGCGGUGGACGUCCCAUCGAGACAGGCCUGUGCGUGGAGGAGCCCGAUAUUGAGAUUGGAGCGGGUGUUUCGUCCAAGGCCAUCAGCCGACGCAUGCAGACCGACAAGGGCGGUAGCAACGGACCCAAGUCGACCCGCAACCGGGAUGAUGACCCCACCCGAUGGCGCCGGAGCCGAGAGAACGGCGGCAACCAGAACGGCGGCAACCAGAACGGGGCCCACCACCGACGGGACGAUCGCCGGGACGGCCCUAGGGACAACCACCAGGGCAUGUCGGCGGGAUUUCCAUUCGGCAUCGGCACCCUGCCCAACGGCAUGCCCAAUUUCCCGGCGGGCUUUGCAUUCCCUGAUCCCACCUCCGGCAAGUAA
Messenger RNA from Fusarium vanettenii 77-13-4, 2109 nucleotides. RefSeq lists its product as uncharacterized. Bases 1 to 2109 code for a protein of 702 amino acids. NCBI's taxonomy places the organism in Eukaryota, Fungi, Ascomycota, Sordariomycetes, Hypocreales, Nectriaceae. The record is from RefSeq and is a predicted model, not a curated record. The transcript is spliced from 6 exons. Gene Ontology annotation, molecular function: RNA binding. Gene Ontology annotation, cellular component: nucleus.